ACGACGUUGCUGUUGACAACAAACUUGUUUGUUGAUCUCAUCAGUCGUCUCCUUCAGAAUCAUUUCAGCUCGGACGUGCCACAGUUCCGGUCUCCACGAGCACUGAUCCUGUUGCCGAGACGACCUUAGCUACUUCAUCAUGAGGGAAUGCAUCUCUAUCCAUGUCGGACAGGCCGGAUGUCAGAUGGGCAAUGCAUGCUGGGAACUGUACUGCCUGGAACAUGGCAUCCAGCCCGAUGGUCAGAUGCCCUCAGACAAGACUAUCGGGGGUGGGGACGACUCCUUCAACACCUUCUUCAGCGAGACCGGGGCAGGGAAACACGUCCCCAGGACAGUGUUCGCUGACCUGGAGCCAACUGUUGUGGAUGAGAUCCGCACAGGAACGUAUCGGCAGCUGUUCCAUCCCGAGCAGCUGAUCACCGGAAAGGAGGACGCUGCGAACAACUACGCCCGCGGUCACUACACCGUAGGCAAGGAGAUUAUUGACCUAGUUCUUGACCGGAUCAGGAAGCUGGCUGACCAAUGUACCGGUCUCCAGGGAUUCCUCGUUUUCCACAGCUUUGGAGGUGGCACUGGCUCCGGCUUCACCUCCUUGCUACUGGAACGUCUAAGUGUCGAUUAUGGGAAGAAGGCAAAGCUGGAGUUCUGUAUUUACCCUGCCCCGCAGAUCUCAACAGCUGUCGUCGAGCCCUACAACUCUAUCUUGACAACCCACACCACCUUGGAGCAUUCAGAUGUCAGCUUCAUGGUCGACAACGAGGCUAUCUUUGACAUCUGUCGUCGAAACCUCGACAUUGAGCGUCCUACGUACACAAACCUGAAUCGUCUGAUUGGUCAGAUUGUGAGCUCAAUCACAGCCUCUCUUCGUUUUGAUGGUGCCCUGAACGUGGAUUUGACCGAAUUCCAGACCAAUCUUGUACCAUAUCCACGAAUCCACUUCCCGUUGGCAACGUUCGCUCCUGUAAUAUCCGCAGAGAAGGCCUACCAUGAACAACUUAGCGUGGCAGAUAUCACCAAUGCAUGUUUCGAGCCUGCCAAUCAGAUGGUAAAGUGUGACCCUCGUCACGGCAAGUACAUGGCCUGCUGCCUACUGUACAGAGGCGAUGUCGUCCCGAAGGAUGUAAACGCUGCCAUCGCCAGCAUCAAGACAAAGAGAACCAUCCAAUUCGUCGAUUGGUGUCCAACUGGUUUCAAGGUCGGCAUCAACUACCAGCCACCCACUGUUGUCCCUGGUGGUGACCUGGCUAAGGUCCAGAGAGCCAUGUGUAUGUUGAGCAACACCACUGCUAUCGCGGAAGCAUGGGCUCGUCUCGACCACAAGUUCGAUCUAAUGUACGCAAAGCGUGCUUUCGUCCACUGGUUCGUGGGGGAGGGUAUGGAGGAGGGAGAGUUCUCCGAAGCCCGUGAGGACCUGGCUGCCCUGGAGAAGGACUACGAGGAGGUUGGGAUGGACUCUGCUGAAGAUUAUGGAGAGGAACAGGAAAAUGAAUACUAAAGAGUCCUUUAAACCUUACCAGUGAUAACCAUUAACCUACUGUCUUACAAUAUCAAACGUGUUUAACGUAAACGCAACACACAUGUACUAGUUACAAUCUAUAAUCCUGAAAAAUAUAAUUGUGUGAUGUUAUAUGCUACAAUAACUACCUUUCCGAAAAAUGUACAAGGGAUGAAUCAAUAUCUGCAAUUAAUAAAUUAUUUAAACAGA
Molecule: messenger RNA, 1705 nt
Organism: Haliotis rufescens (red abalone)
Lineage: Eukaryota; Metazoa; Mollusca; Gastropoda; Lepetellida; Haliotidae
Product: tubulin alpha-1A chain-like
Exons: 3
Coding region: 140-1495 (451 amino acids)
Biological process (GO): mitotic cell cycle; microtubule cytoskeleton organization
Cellular component (GO): microtubule; cytoplasm
Molecular function (GO): GTP binding; structural constituent of cytoskeleton
Source: RefSeq, a predicted model, not a curated record